GGAGGAGGAAGAGGAGGAGGAGGAGGAGGCGGCGGCGGAGGGCGGCGGCGGCGCGCCGAGACGCAGGAGCGGCAGCAUGUCGGCCGGCGGAGUCCCGCCGCCCCCGAACCCCGCCGUGUCCUUUCCCGCGCCCCGGGUCACCCUGCCCGCCGGCUCCGACAUCCUGCGGACCUACUCGGGGGCCUUCGUGUGCCUGGAGAUUCUGUUUGGGGGCCUUGUCUGGAUCCUGGUGGCCUCCUCCAACGUCCCUCUACCUCUGCUGCAAGGAUGGGUGAUGUUCGUGUCCGUGACAGCAUUCGUCUUCUCCCUUCUCUUCCUGGGCGUAUUCCUCUCCGGCAUGGUGACUCAGAUUGAUGCCAACUGGAACUUCCUGGAUUUUGUUUACCACUUUAUAGUGUUUGUCUUUUACUUCGGAGCUUUCUUACUGGAAGCAGCAGCCACAUCCCUGCGCAAUAUUCGGGGUUGCAAUGCAACCUUGGCUGAGACGCCACUCCUGGAUGACAACCAGUAUAACAUAAAUGUAGCCGCCACAAUUUUUGCCUUCGUGACGACAGCCUGUUAUGGUUGCAGUUUGGGUCUGGCCUUACGAAGAUGGCGACCGUAACACUCCUUAGUAGCUCACUGUCUAGGCUGGAGAAAUCGUACAGUGGGUAGGGCAUUUGCCUUUCAUGUGGCAGACCUGGGUUGAUCCCUGGCCUCCCGUAUGAUCCCCUGAGCACUGCCAGGUAUAGUUCCUGAGUGCAGAGCCAGGGUAACCCCAGAGCUUUGCCAGGUGUGGCCCAAAAACCAAAAAGAAAGAAAAAAAGGCAUUGUCCAGGUGUUGGUUUCAUUUGUCUACUUAUAUUGUAGUCUGAUUAUUUAAAUGCCAUUUUGUCCAGAUAUAAGAAUAUUUCAAAAAUAAGUUACUCAGUUUGAAAGAGAAUCUUAAGUACAAGCCUAGUCUUAUUUCCUGGGUGGAGUUUUAAUUUUAUUAUAAUAUUAAUUAUAUUAUAUAUAUAUAGCCAUUAUUUUUACAUGUUCCCUUUUUCAAAGAAAAUUUCCCUUUAUAUCCGUACAAUGAACAGAUAAUAUUCAUGGAAAAGGGGUCUCUCUUUUGUCUAGGUGCCCAGAAGCUUAAACCUGGAAAUUUAGUGAACCUUGAAGUUUAACUAAGUAUCUCAAAACAAUAUUCCAAAUAGGUUUACCACUAAACUUUAGUUUUGAAUAUGAAACAGGGAUUAAUAGUCAUUUUCUUUAGAGGUCUGGAGAUAUAAUAUUUUAUAAAUAUUUUAGCUUUCACAGGCCUGUACAGCCUAUGUUGCAGCUUUUUCCCACUGAUGUUUCUACAUGAAAGUGGCUGUAGACAAUGCAUAAAUGAGUGUGUGGCUUUAUUCCAAUAAAACUUUAUAAAAAAAAACAGACAGAAGGUUGGAUUUGGCCUGUAUGCUUCAAAUUAUAGUUUGCUGGCCUGUGGUAUUUAGUUUUAUGUUCUGCAUUUUAUUAAACUUUUUUUUCUGAGCUAAAGUUUAUUAGAUGAGGCUCAGAGUUGUAUCAUAAUGCAAUAAUCACAAUGCCUUUUUGUUAAUUAUCAAAUACCUUGAACAGGCUUAUCAUUCCUCAAGUAAUAAGGGGCAUAUAGUUUCUCAAGCUAUUUCAAUCAUGAAAUGUGGUUAUAAGAAAGUGUAAUUUAUGAUGUGAUCCCUUAUAGCCUGACCAAAUUCAGGUCUCCUAAGGAGUGAGCAAAACUCCCACUUCACAUCCUUCACAUGGAGAUUCCCCAGAGACCAUUACCCAGCGCUGGUAUCUCUCCACUUACAUCAUACUUUGAAUUUAGUCAUGCUUUAAAAUAUAGCUGUUUGCCCUGUGCAUGAAUAUAUGAAUAUUGUGUGUGGUUAUGUAAAGCUUUUCCAAAUCUAGAGCUCUAAAAUAAGUUUUAAAUUUUAAUUGUUUUUUAUUAUUUUUUGUUAAAUUUGAAUAUAGUAGUAAUUCUAUCUUAAAGUUGUGUUUUUUUUUUUUAUAGUAACCCAUCCACACGUAUUCUUUUUGCAUUGGUGACAGCACAAAGUCACUUUUAAAACAACAGCCGUCAAAAACAAAAGACGCAGCCUCUGGAUGACUAGCACAGUUUAAAAGGAGAAAGUAUUUUAAGCCACCUGUAAGAUCUUAGUUGUGGACAAGUGCCAGUAUGGCUUGAAAGAAGGGAAUAAGUUAGAACUCCCCCUCACUACUUCUCACCACAGUGAAGUAAGGAAUUCCCAGCUCCCACUCCACUGGCUAUCUCUUGCUCCAGAUUGCUGCCUUUGGGAAAAGACGGCUUUUGAAUGCUCUGUUCUUUCAACCCUUUUCUUUUUAGCGGAAACAUUGCCUAAAGCCUACCGUGUAUACAUAGGACUGCUAGAUUUUCUGGAACAUAGAACAAUCAUGAAUGAGUAGUAUGGUCUGUGUUCAGUAAUCAACUGCUGUUGGUAUAAUAAUCUCCUAGAAAGAACUUUGUUAGAGUUUAGUUUUGAGAAUCUAAAGAGAAAACACGUUUCAAUAUGUGGCUGAAGGAAAUAAGUUUUAUGACUUUAUGCACAUAUCAUGUCUUUUCUAUAAACAUUCCACUUCCUGGGUUUUCCUAGCUCAAGACCACACAUUUGAACUUGUAUUAAAAAUUGUAUAUUACAAAGUCAUAAAUGUGCCAUAAGGAUAUAUAGUUAAUCUGCUCUACCUGGAAUUACAUAGUCUGCUAGAUUUAAUUGUGAGAUUCUAUUUUUGUUUCCAAGGUAUAACAGGUCUGUACCUGCUGCCGUUACGUUAAAUGAUUUCAUGGAAAUGCUUUGGUGGCACUUUUGUAAAUGAAUUGCUUCUAGAUAAUUAAGAACCAAGUCUAAAACUCAUCUAACUGUGAAUAUGCUUAGAUUUGUAAAUUAAUUGCAUUUUAGAUUUGUAAGCUGAGUGACAAAGCACUUGAACAAAAAUACUGGCAUAUAAGAAUUUAUAUAUCUCAGCUGUAAAGAUGACAACGUCUUGGGUGGUUUUAGAAUCUGGUAACUCCAUGAUGAAAAGAAUUUUAUUUUAUAAGUGUUAUAACUCUAAUAAAGUAUUCAUUUGAUAAUCUU
Molecule: messenger RNA, 3080 nt
Organism: Sorex fumeus (smoky shrew)
Lineage: Eukaryota; Metazoa; Chordata; Mammalia; Eulipotyphla; Soricidae
Gene: MAL2
Product: mal, T cell differentiation protein 2
Exons: 4
Coding region: 77-604 (175 amino acids)
Biological process (GO): myelination
Cellular component (GO): membrane
Molecular function (GO): structural constituent of myelin sheath
Source: RefSeq, a predicted model, not a curated record